AGGAGUGCAACUGUGCAAGGCAGGCAUCAUUAUCAUAUUUGGGGGUGGCCAUGAACAGUGGGUAAAUUAUAAAGGCGGUCGGUCAGGAUGUCCCGGCGUCCCCUCCUCAACCUCAACCUCAAGCAUCUCUUCUCCUCCACCCGAUCCCGAUCGCUCACGUACGUGCCCGUGCCCCGCCCCGUUGAUGGCACUGCACGCCCCGUCACUCUCAUUCCCGGCGACGGAAUCGGUCCGCUUGUCACCGGCGCCGUUGAGCGAGUCAUGGACGCGAUGCACGCCCCAGUUUAUUUUGAAAAGUACGAGGUCCGCGGUGACAUGAAUACCGUGCCUCCCGAGGUCAUCGAAUCCAUCAGGAAGAACAAGGUUUGUCUCAAGGGCGGGCUCAGAACUCCCGUUGGCGGAGGCGUCAGCUCCCUCAAUGUCUUGUUGCGGAAGGAGCUUGAUCUCUACGCCUCCCUCGUCCAUUGUAUCAAUCUGCCGGGCCUCCCCACUCGCCACGACAAAGUCGAUAUUGUCGUGAUUCGUGAAAACACCGAGGGCGAGUACUCCGGCCUGGAGCACGAGGUUGUUCCUGGAGUCGUCGAAAGCCUUAAGGUUAUUACAAAGUUCUGCUCAGAAAGAAUUGCCAAGUAUGCCUUUGAGUAUGCUUAUCUCAACAACCGGAAGAAAGUGACCGCUGUGCACAAAGCAAAUAUAAUGAAACUUGCUGAUGGUCUAUUUUUAGAAUCUUGUCGUGAAGUUGCUAGCAAGUACCCCGGGAUCCAAUACAAUGAGAUGAUUGUAGAUAAUUGUUCCAUGCAACUUGUUUCCAAGCCAGAGCAAUUUGAUGUCAUGGUAACACCCAAUCUCUACGGGAAUCUGAUUGCAAACACUGCUGCUGGUAUUGCUGGGGGCACUGGUGUCAUGCCCGGAGGAAACGUGGGGUUUGAUUACGCCAUUUUUGAGCAAGGUGCUUCGGCAGGGAAUGUAGGGAAUGAGAAAAUAGUUGAGCAGAGGACGGCAAAUCCGGUGGCAUUGCUUCUUUCAUCAGCUAUGAUGCUUAGGCACCUGCAGUUUCCAUCAUUUGCUGAUCGUUUGGAUGCUGCAGUGAAGCGCGUGAUAGCGCAAGGUAAAUAUCAAGCCGGAGAUGUCGGUGGAGAUAGCACCACCGAAGAGGUUGUGGAUGCAGUCAUUGCAAAUAUCAAGUGAUCGGUCAUUCUUUUAGGGUAUUGAUAGAUGGACAGAUAGAUGCUUUAGCAUAUUCUUCUAAUGGUUUUGAUUUGGUCGUUCUUUUUCUUAGUAAGCAACGGCAAACAAUAAACCACAAGGCAAGCUUUGCGUUGUUCAUUUUGGAAGGGUCUUAGGAUAAGACAGAAUAGAGCAAUAUACUAAUAAAUAAGAACAAAUCAGAAUUGCUUUAGAAUCAACAGGGUGAUAGAUAGAUAGAUUGACGACAAUUUAUUACAUUCGUUUGUUUGUUUUAUUGUUUUGUAGUAUCGAACAUAUAUAUAUAUCCCUGUUAAG
This is a messenger RNA of Andrographis paniculata, 1503 nucleotides long. RefSeq names its product isocitrate dehydrogenase [NAD] regulatory subunit 1, mitochondrial-like. The record is from RefSeq and is a predicted model, not a curated record. Gene Ontology annotation, molecular function: isocitrate dehydrogenase (NAD+) activity. Bases 88 to 1188 code for a protein of 366 amino acids. Lineage: Eukaryota; Viridiplantae; Streptophyta; Magnoliopsida; Lamiales; Acanthaceae. Gene Ontology annotation, cellular component: mitochondrion. The transcript has 5 exons. Gene Ontology annotation, biological process: tricarboxylic acid cycle; isocitrate metabolic process.